Bipolaris victoriae FI3 is the source of this 348-nucleotide messenger RNA. RefSeq lists its product as hypothetical. NCBI's taxonomy places the organism in Eukaryota, Fungi, Ascomycota, Dothideomycetes, Pleosporales, Pleosporaceae. The record is from RefSeq and is a predicted model, not a curated record. Bases 1 to 348 code for a protein of 115 amino acids. The transcript has a single exon.
AUGUCUUCUUCAUCAUCCUCCAAUACCCCCUCUAUCCCCAUCAUCACGGUGACCGACGACCAGGGCACCUCCCGUGCCAUUGGCACCAACACCUUUGAUGCCUUCUUACCCUCAUCGCACUUGACCACCAUGAGCGACCUCGCAGCGGCCAAACAGGCCAAAAAGGACGCACGCAAGCCCGCUGCCCUCGUUAGGAAGAGCAGCAAGCGCGUCACCGACGCGCUCAAGAUGGGGGUUAGGUCGAUGAAGAGCAAGGGAAAGAAACAUGGUGAGGACAUGGAGCUGCCAGAGGGUGCAUCUUUCAAGGUCCACAAGGUGGUCAAGGUUGAGAGGAAGUGGGACGAGUAA